Molecule: messenger RNA, 1542 nt
Organism: Anisakis simplex (herring worm)
Lineage: Eukaryota; Metazoa; Nematoda; Chromadorea; Rhabditida; Anisakidae
Source: the annotation of a GenBank genome assembly
AUGCAUCGUGCGACAUUAUGGAGGCGUGGGACUUCUCAGUUGAUGUCGCAUUGGAUACGUUACACAUCACCCGGAUUCUUCUCGUCGGCAACGCCCGCUAAUCCACCAGCAUCGUCGGUUUCUGAAUCCAAACCGAAGCCCACAUCUGUUCGUUCGUCAACACCAAAUCCGUCAUCGGUUUCUGAUGUGAAAGCGAAACCGUCGUCAGUGACAACGCCAAGACCACCAUCAACCACAAAAAGAACCCUCGCUAAAGCAGGACGUCCAAAUAUAGUUCUAAUUGAUGCCGUCCGAACGCCGUUUCUGGUGUCAUUAACCGAUUAUAAGGAUAUGAUUGCGAACGAUUUACAGCGCGCUGCAUUGAUCGCGUUGGUGGAUAAAACAAAAAUUCCUUUGGAUGAAGUGGGUCAUAUAGUGUGCGGGACGGUCAUACAAGAAUGCAGAACAAGUAAUAUUGCACGAGAAGCAGCUCUCACGGCUGGAUUUCCGAAUACGAUACCAGCGUCUACAGUGACAAUGGCAUGUAUUUCGUCGAAUGUAGCGAUGACCGAUCUGAUGGGAAUGCUAGCAACCGGUUAUAUUGAUGUCGGUAUUGCGGGUGGAGUCGAUUUCCUUUCUGAUGUUCCAAUUCGAUACAGUCGAAAGGCUCGUACUGCAAUGUUAAGUUUACCGAGGGCGAAAAAAUGGGAUGAACGGCUGAUAUUAGGUAAAGACAUAUUGAGUAAUUUCUUCAAUCCUGAACUGCCAGCAAUUGCUGAAUUCACAUCUGGUGAAACGAUGGGUCAAAGUGCGGAUCGACUUGCAGCUGCAUUCGGUGUUUCGAGAAGGGAACAAGAUGAAUUCGCGAUUCGUUCACAUACUGCGGCGGAUCGUGCCGUCCGAGAGGGUCAUCUCAACGAUGUGGUACCCGUAUUUGUACCUGGUAAAAAACCAAAAACCAUAACCAAAGAUAACGGUAUUCGUAUUGCGAGUAUGGAAAAAUUGGAGAAGCUGAAACCAGCAUUCAUAAAGCCACAUGGAACGAUUACUGCUGGAAAUGCCUCAUUUUUAACUGAUGGAGCAUCGGCAGCGCUACUGAUGACAGAGGAUUAUGCGCUGAAACAUGGCUAUAAACCAAAGGCGUAUCUUCGUGAUUUUCAAUAUGUUGCACAGGAUCCUAUCGAUCAACUUCUGUUGUCACCCGCCUAUGUCAUUCCAAAAUUGCUCGACAAAGUCGGUUUGACGCUGCAAGAUAUCGAUGUGUUCGAAAUUCAUGAGGCUUUUGCGGGACAAAUUCUUGCGAAUUUGAAUGCACUCGAUUCAGAGUUCUUCUGUAAAUCGCAAUUGAAACGAAGCGGUAAAUUUGGUCGAGUACCAGAGAACAAAAUGAAUUUGUGGGGUGGAAGUUUAUCAUUAGGUCAUCCGUUUGGUGCGACUGGAAUUCGAUUGGCAUCACAUACGGCGAAUCGACUGAAACAUGAAAAUGGUCAGUUUGGUCUGAUCGCUUCGUGUGCCUCGGGUGGGCACGGUGUUGGAAUGCUCAUCGAGGCAUAUCCCAACUAA